Molecule: messenger RNA, 546 nt
Organism: Trichosporon asahii var. asahii CBS 2479
Lineage: Eukaryota; Fungi; Basidiomycota; Tremellomycetes; Trichosporonales; Trichosporonaceae
Exons: 1
Coding region: 1-546 (181 amino acids)
Source: RefSeq, a predicted model, not a curated record
AUGAACUGGAACAAAGACGGUAGUGACUCCAAGGAGAAAAGCUACCAGAUCACAACGCCCCUAUGGCUGCGCGUGAUUCCCAUCGGAGCCGUUGGCGCAGGCAUUCUCGGCGGCGAGCUCCUCUCGCUCGCUGUUCGAACCGCCUUUGGGCACAAGAGCUGGCAUGAGCACGGCCGCGGCUGGAUCUGGGUCGUGACGCACCUAAUCCCCGUCAUCGUCUUCUUCAUCAACAUGGCGCUGACGCGCGUCUCGACGCUGGCGCCCCACGAGGUAGCGGUCUACGACUCGAGCAAGGGAAAGAAUAUGCUCCAGUAUGUCUUCACCAGCAAGCACGGCGGGCCCCGUAGCCUCACCUUUGCCAUGUUCUCAAACAGUCUCGCGGCCGGCAUCUCCCUGCCCAUGCUCUGGGACGGCAGGGCCACAUGGCUCCCCAUCACGAUCUGCGCCGUGAGCGUCGUCGCCGUCCUUGCCCUUACGGCGGUUCUCUUCACGUGCACGGCGCGACGACUUAACCCAAACGAAACCCUCCAGCAGUAUCAUGCCUAA